GCCGCCCGCGCCGAGCAGCGCCGAUCCCCGUCCCCGCGAGCAGCCGGGCGGUGACCUUCGCACCGUGGCCGCGAGGAGCGGCGCGCCGGGGCUCCCUGCUGCUUCCCCGUCACGUCAUCGCCGCCGAUCUGAAAGCUCUCCUCUUUGCCUUAACCUGAGUACUAGCGUCAGUUUGUUUGCAAAUUGCAAAGCAAGAGAUUUGUUGGGGUGGGGGGGGGGGUGGGGUUCAGCUAAACCCGCAUGCCCCACGUCAGGAUUUGUUAAUCCAGAGGCGCUGUUCCCAACUUCCAGGAGAUUCAUGGUGUUCACAUACUUUUGAGGUAGUUUGGAAUGUGGCUUCAAGGGUGGUAUAAGUUGGUCAUGUAGAGGAUUGUGAUUUUUGCAGAAGCAAUUUGGUGACCUGUAUGAUGGAGGGCAACAGAGAAGAGGCCCUCAAGGCCAGGGACAUUGCUGCAAAGAAGAUGGAAAACAAAGAUUUCGAUGGUGCCAAAAGGAUUGCGCUUAAAGCACAAAGGAUAUUUCCAGAGACUGAGAACAUAUCCCAGAUGUUAACUGUCUGUGAAGUACAUUGCGCCGCAGAAGCAAAGUUAAAUGGACUAUUGGACUUUUAUGGAGUCCUCCAGGUGGAGAUAACGGCGGAUGAAGCAACCAUAAAAAGGCAAUACCGCAAGCUUGCCUUUUCACUUCACCCUGAUAAAAACAGUUUCGCCGGCGCAGAAGCUGCUUUCAAAUUAGUUGCAGAAGCUCACUCAACAUUGUCUGAUCGAACAAAACGGUGUGCAUAUGACAUCAAAUGGAGAGUUGCAUCUCGAAUUGCAUCAAAGCAGGCUUUGCAAUCAAAGCAGGCUGCACAAUCGGCACAGGCUACACGGCCAAAGCAGCAAACACAAACACCAUUGGUUACAGAGCCAAAGCAGGGCAGGCAAUCGACACAGACCACAGAGCCAACGCAGGGUACACAACCAAUGCAAGCUACUCAGCCAAAGCAUGCUACACAGUCGAUGAAGUCUAUGGAAACAAAGGCUAAGGCGGGAUAUGGAUCAUCAGUUCCAACACCCAGUGAGGGAGAGGCAUUCUGGACAAUGUGCAUUAGCUGUAAAACUAAAUAUCAAUACUACUCCAAUCUACUGAAUCGUCGAAUCCGCUGUCAGAACUGCAAAAAGAAUUUUCUUGCAUUUAAGAUAAAUGAACAGGAUGUGCCUUCUGUAUUCUCAACAAGUGCAGCCAAAAGUGCUAGACAACAGAGUGGUGUUCCCAGACAACAAGACUAUCAUAUGAAAAUCUCUUCUGCAGUGAAUAGAGAUGCAAAUCCCAUGGCUAAUGGAACACAACACGAUGAACGAAUAAAGAACAGUGUCAGAACAGGUGGUGAGGGGACAGCUAACCACACAGAUUCAUCAAUGGGAAAAGGGGGACUUGAAUUUUCAGCGUUGCAUAAAUCUUCUACAGCAAACCUUGGUGAUAAGGCAGAGGGGAAGAUGGCAUCGUGCCCUGCUAAUCCAGACAUUGCUGGUAGUAGGAUAGAUACAUCAGCAGAGCCAGGUGUGACAGAUAGUGUUAAUCCACGGAGAUCAGCUAGGAGGAAGACAAAUAGUGAUGCCAGCAACAUUCAGAAUUCAUCUGGCAAAAAGAGGCGAACCAUAUUUGAUUGGUUUUCAAAUGGUAACUCUUCUAAGAAAGUGGCUGAUGAUAAUGUUGUCCAUGCUGAUGAACAAGCUUGUGAGCCUCAUGUAGCUAGCAAAGCACACAACCCUGCGAAAGAAAGUACAAUGAAUGAAGGCAACCAGGAAAAAAAUCAAGAUGUUGCACAUGAUACAAGUGCUCAGAAGAAGCCUUGUAUUGCUGCGAACUUUAUCUAUGCAGACCCAGAAUUUUUUGACUUCGAUAGGUGCAGGGAUGUUAGUAUGUUUUCAGUUGAUCAGAUCUGGGCACUUUAUGAUGACCGUGAUGGCAUGCCACGAUAUUAUGCUCGUAUAAGACGUAUUGACCCUACCAACUUCAGAGUUCAGUUCACUUGGCUGGAGCAUGAUGCAAUGAAUGAGGAAGAGGAUAAAUGGACUGAUGAAGAGCUGCCUGUGGCUUGUGGGGACUUUUUCUUAGGAAAAACAGUGGUUUCACGAGAUGCCCUCAUGUUCUCUCACAUUGUGUCAUGGGUGAAAGGUAGAAAAAGGAGUUCAUAUCAAAUAUAUCCUAGAAAGGGUGAGGUAUGGGCUAUAUAUAAGGGUUGGAGUAUGCAGUGGAGCUCAGAUGCGGAUAACCAUAGAACCUAUGAGUAUGAAGUUGUGGAGAUCUUGUCAGAUUUCAAAUUGGAAGCUGGUGCUGCUGUUGUCCCAUUGGUAAAGAUUAAAGGUUUUGUUAGUCUCUUUGCAAAAGUAGAGGAGAAGCCAUCAUUUGUUAUACCACCAAGUGAAAUAUUGCGAUUCUCACAUAGUAUCCCAUUUUUUAGAACAAAGGGAGACGAGAAGGUAGGAGUUGCUGGUGGAUUUCUUGAGCUAGAUACUGCAUCACUUCCUAGUAACCUGGAGAUAACAUUUCCAUCGGUACCUCUUGAUUCCUGCAUGCCUGUCUGCAAAACAAGUGGAUUUGAUGAUUUGCAAGGUGCUCUGAAAGAAAAUAUGAUAAGUGGAGGUAAACAUAAAGAUCAUUCCCUUGAACGAACCCCAGCGCAUCUGCAGAGGGCUGCCAAUCCCUCUCCCAGUACUUUUUCAUACCCAAACACUGAAUUUUAUAACUUCGAAGAAUGUCGAUCAUAUAGCAAGUUUGAACGUGGUCAGAUAUGGGCGCUUUACAGUGAUCUCGACCAAUUUCCCAAGUACUAUGGUUGGGUGACCAAAGUUGAUAUGGACCCGUUCAGAGUACAUUUGACUUGGCUCGAAGUCUGCCCACAGCUGGAACAAGAGAAAAUGUGGUUAGAGCAGAAUAUACCCGUGAGCUGUGGGAAUUUUAAAAUCCGUAACUGGAGGAUCAAAUAUGACACAAACUAUGCUUUCUCUCAUUUAGUAGAAACCAGCCAAAUUGGUUGGAAACGAUACUUUGAAAUUCACCCACAAGUAGGGGAAAUUUGGGCCAUCUACAAGAACUGGGCACCUGGUUGGAUUCCUUCCAGCAAGGAUGCUUGUGAAUACAUAAUUGGUGAGAUUACUGAGCGCACUGAAGCUAGCACAAAAGUCUUACUUUUGACUCAAGUUGAUGGUUACAUAGCUGUGUUCAAGCCUGACAAUGAAAGGGGUAUUCUGGACGUACCUACAAAAGAAAACAUAAGGUUUUCUCACCUGAUACCUUCAUUCCGUCUGACAAAAGAGAACGGUGGCAAACUUUGUGGCUUCUAUGAGCUGGAUACAGCUUCAGUCCCUGACACUUUCCUGCUCAGGGGCAGCCGCUGAUUCACGAAUGCUGGCGUUGACUGUCCUGAAGAUAGUAAUUAUCUGGCUUUUUGUAUGCUCUUCCAGGGGUGUUCACGCGCCAAGCAACUGGGGUGCAAAACGAACCAUGCUAUCUUUU
Oryza brachyantha (malo sina) is the source of this 3501-nucleotide messenger RNA. RefSeq lists its product as uncharacterized. NCBI's taxonomy places the organism in Eukaryota, Viridiplantae, Streptophyta, Magnoliopsida, Poales, Poaceae. The transcript has 3 exons. The coding region runs from base 405 to 3383 and encodes 992 amino acids. The record is from RefSeq and is a predicted model, not a curated record.